This is a messenger RNA of Lolium rigidum, 1458 nucleotides long. RefSeq lists its product as uncharacterized. Gene Ontology annotation, molecular function: protein binding. The transcript has 2 exons. NCBI's taxonomy places the organism in Eukaryota, Viridiplantae, Streptophyta, Magnoliopsida, Poales, Poaceae. The record is from RefSeq and is a predicted model, not a curated record. Bases 1 to 1458 code for a protein of 485 amino acids.
AUGAAGCUCAAUAGAGUUCGCCGCCGCCGCCGUGAUUUGCAGAAAGCAGCUGCCGAUGAAGACAGAGACAGACUAAGCAAGCUGCCAAAUGACUUGUUGCUCAACAUCCUGGAGAGGGUGGAUACACUUGAUGCUCUAAGAGCCUGCAUCCUCUCGAAGCGUAUGUGGAACCUGCCCACUAUGCUCUCGCAGAUUGUCAUUCUUCUUGGCCCCCGCGAUUUGUUCCGAAUGAAUGGUUCUGUGGCUGAUGUGACUGACAAGAUUCUGCGGACGAGGUCACCACAGAUCACCCUUUGUAAGCUGAAGGUCAGAUUCAUAUUGAGACUUGAUGACUGCCUCUACAUUGGCAAAUCUGUUUCCUUCGCCAUGGCAACCCAGAAACUGGAUGCAGCCGAGUUUGAAAUCUCGACGCAGACAUCUUCUGAUCGUUGCACUAAAGCUGACUUCCUCCGCUAUGCGAAGCAGUUCAAAAGGUUUCUUGGUGGCUGCCCAGAUGCAUUUGCUGGUCUCACAAGGCUGCAUCUACAGAAUAUGAGUUUUCGUGAACCAGACAUACCCAACAUCCUUUGCACUUGCAAGAGGUUGGAGUCGUUGCGUCUCUUCCAGUGUGACGCAGGGAUCAAUUCGGAUUCGGUGGUGAAAGUAGAACAUGCUCGGCUUGUCGAGCUUGACAUCACCUUUGCUGGAUUUAUGACAAUGGAGCUCAAUUUUCUACCUAAGCUUGAACAUUUGACAUAUGAUAAUUGGCCGUGUGAUCAAAAUCCGUUGGUUCUUGAUUUUGUUCCUCAGCUGUCAAAGCUAAACCUCACUAAUUCAGCUCUUUCAGACAAGACCAUAGUGCUAAGACAUCUGCUUGCGAGUGCACCCUCCAUCAGCGAUCUGCACCUGGAUUUUCAAAAUGAGAAGAUUUGGGUUCAGCCAGAACGCCCUAAACUGCUUGCACCACCUGUGCUAGACAAACUACGGAUUGUGAAUUUCGAUAAUCUUCGUGAAGGCUGUGAUAUCGGUUGGACGAUUUUCAUCCUUGAAGCUGCACCAUCCCUACAGGAGCUGUGUGUCACAGUAUCGGGUCAUAGGUGUCCAAUGAACCGCACUUUCUCCGAGGAAACAGAUGUGAAGUGGGAGACAUCUGUUGCUGAUCUGAAGCACAAGAAUCUGUCUAAGCUAACCAUCCAUGGCUUUCAGUCUGACAACAGCUUCACGGGAUAUGUCAGGCGCAUCAUGGAAGCUUCGAUGAACCUCAAGGAGGUAUCUCUGCAUGACUGGAAGGUUUGCAAGCGCUGCACUGGCCCGAAGGUGAACACCGAGGAUGUAUGUUUGUCGAGAUAUCCACGAACAAGCGAGGAGAAGUGUUUGUUGAGGAAAAAGAUUUCAGAGGGUUUGAUGAUGGCUUCUCCUGCUGUGAUUCACUUCGCGCCCCCAUGCUUCAUUCUACCUCGGGUCGUAAAGUCUUUUUAA